AAUAAACACUGUAAGUAUGUUCCCGCCUCCCCCUCCUCCUCCUCCCCCUCCUCUUGGUUUAUUUCCACCAAAAAAUAUAAAUAAUUCAGAAGAAUGGAAUUUCAGAAAAAAAUUUAAUAUUAAACAUGACUCGAAUAGUAGUAGUAAACAUAAUCCAAUAGCUGUUAAUAAUUUUAAUAUUCAUUCAGUCCCCACCUCUGUCCCUAAUAUAAAUAAUAACAUAAAAAAAAAUACGCCUACGAAUACAAGCGAUAAUAUACAUACAACAGGUAAUUAUAUUACUAAACGUCAUAAUAAAUAUUAUAAACACAACCUAAAUGAAAAUAAUCAAAUUGAAAAUGAAAAAAAUGAAAAAAAUGAAAAAAAUAAAAACGAAAAACAUAAAAACGAAAAAAAUAAAAAUGAAAAAAAUAAAAAUGAAAAAAAUAAAAAUGAAAAAAAUAAAAACGACAACAAACACAUAGAAAUCAACGACAAUGACAACAGCAACAACAACCACAACCACAACCAAAUACAUAGCCAUUUUAAUAAACAUAUACAUAAACAACAAAAUUAUAUUUUUAAAACAACCCCUAUACAACCAGCUCUUCCUCCUCCUAUGAGUGGUAAACCUAAUUAUCUUAGACCUUCUACUCCCACACCCACUACUACUACUAAUAAUACAACCACAACUACUACUAUUUCGAAUAAAAUUAAUCAUAAUACCCCUUUUAGUUAUAGUCCUAAUAUAAACAAUAAUUCGAACAUUAAUUUAAGUUGUAUGUCUAAUUUUAAUACAAAUAUAAAUACGAAUUUUCAACCAAACAUAUAUUACAACAAUAAUUCAAAAAAAAAUUAUAAUUUAAUUAAUUCAUAUGAAUAUGGUAAUUAUCCAACCAUGCCCCCAACACUAAGACCAGCCCCACAACAUCAUCAACAACAUCAAAGUACUCAAACACCAAUUAAUAUUAAUCUUAAAAAAAAAUAUAUUUUUUUAUCACAUAACGAAUUAUUAUCACAACCUCAACAUAACAACAAUCCUAACAAUAAUCUUAACAACAAUCCUAACAAUAAUCUUAACAACAAUCCUAACAUUAAUUAUAUGUACACGGAUAUGCCACUUCAUCAAGACCUUAAUAAUAAAAAAUUAACAUUCUCUCCAAACAUACAACAUAAUUAUGUAAGUACAAUAGGACCUACACCAUAUUCAAAUCAAUAUUUCAUUAAUCCAUUGCUUGAUUCAGUUUCAACUAAACCAUCGCACAACCAUCUACAACCUAACGAAUUCAAUGAUGACAAACACAUUUUCCAAACUUAUAAAAAUAGUAUGGAGGAUAAUGGAAUGUAUAGACAGUUUCCACCAAGAAAUUUUGUUAACGAGCCUAAUAUGAAUAUGUGGAAUAAAAACACUAAUGUACCCAUGCCAAACAGCAUGUAUGAUAACAAUCCUGCUAAUACAACGUAUCCUAUGAUCUAUGAUCAAUACAUGGAUAAAAUGAAGUAUAAAGAUAAAACAAUGAUAAUGAACAAUCCACCAGUUGAUAAAAAACAACAUAAUAUAAUUGUGACCAAUAUACCUAAGAAUUUAUCUUCUAGAGAAAUUAUGGAAACAUUUAGGUGUAUGGGAAAUGUGUUGCGAGCGGAUAUUAUGCUGACAAGCAAGGGUGAACAUUCCGGUUGUGCUUAUGUGACCUUCCCCGAUUUUGAAUCAGCCUCUAUCGCAGCUAAUCGAUAUGAUGGUGGUACAUUUAACAAUCAUAAAAUAAAGGUUUUUGUGGAAUAAGACAUAAUAAUAAAAAUAAAAUAUAAUAAAAUAAGCAGACGAAUAAACAACCAAG
Piliocolobus tephrosceles (Ugandan red Colobus) is the source of this 1817-nucleotide messenger RNA. RefSeq names its product GATA zinc finger domain-containing protein 14-like. The record is from RefSeq and is a predicted model, not a curated record. Gene Ontology annotation, molecular function: mRNA binding. Gene Ontology annotation, cellular component: nucleus. Gene Ontology annotation, biological process: mRNA export from nucleus. The transcript is spliced from 7 exons. The coding region runs from base 17 to 1762 and encodes 581 amino acids. Lineage: Eukaryota; Metazoa; Chordata; Mammalia; Primates; Cercopithecidae.